This is a messenger RNA of Gossypium arboreum, 1150 nucleotides long. Its product is annotated as eukaryotic translation initiation factor 6-2-like. The coding region runs from base 252 to 989 and encodes 245 amino acids. Gene Ontology annotation, cellular component: nucleolus; preribosome, large subunit precursor; cytosol. The transcript is spliced from 9 exons. The record is from RefSeq and is a predicted model, not a curated record. Gene Ontology annotation, molecular function: ribosomal large subunit binding. Gene Ontology annotation, biological process: maturation of LSU-rRNA; maturation of 5.8S rRNA; assembly of large subunit precursor of preribosome. NCBI's taxonomy places the organism in Eukaryota, Viridiplantae, Streptophyta, Magnoliopsida, Malvales, Malvaceae.
UUUCUUUAAUAAAUUUUGCUUUAAAAAUUCCCGACCCACGCUCAUUUCGAUUCACACAUACAUCCUCCGCCGCCAACCGAGCCAUUUGUCUUCCACUUGUUAUAUCCCUCUCUUGCCUUCCGAAAAGAGCAGCAAAAUCAAAUAAGGUUUCAGACCUUUUUAACAUAUAUAGGUUGAUUUAAACCCAGCUUCUUUAUCGCAGAGCUUCUUCCUUUCUGUUCUUAUCUUUUUGAUCAAGUCUCUGCUUGAUAAUGGCAACUAGGCUUCAAUUUGAAAAUUCAUGUGACGUUGGUGUCUUUUCCAAGCUGACCAAUGCCUACUGCUUGGCUGCAAUUGGAGGGUCAGAAAACUUCUAUAGUACUUUUGAGUCAGAGCUGGCAGAUGUCAUUCCAGUUGUUAAGACCUCUAUUGCUGGCACCAGAAUAAUAGGACGUCUAUGUGCUGGAAAUAAGAAUGGGUUACUUGUACCCCACAACACGACCGAUCAAGAACUUCAACACUUGCGGAAUAGUCUACCGGAUCAAGUCGUUGUUCGGCGCAUAGAGGAGAAACUAUCUGCUCUUGGCAACUGUAUAGCUUGCAAUGAUCAUGUUGCUCUGACACACACUGAUCUAGACAAGGAAACCGAGGAGAUAAUCGCUGAUGUUCUCGGCGUAGAAGUUUUCAGGCAGACAAUUGCUGGUAAUAUUCUUGUAGGGAGCUACUGUGCCUUUUCUAACAGAGGUGGCUUGGUCCAUCCUCAUACAUCCAUUGAAGACUUGGAUGAACUUUCAACGCUUCUUCAGGUUCCAUUGGUAGCUGGCACUAUCAACCGUGGGAGCGAAGUGAUAGCCGCUGGGAUGACCGUAAAUGACUGGACGGCCUUUUGCGGGUCAGACACCACUGCAACGGAGCUUUCCGUGAUAGAGAGCGUGUUCAAGUUGAGAGAAGCGCAACCUAGCGCCAUUGUUGAUGAGAUGAGAAAGUCAUUGAUUGAUACCUGUGUUUAAGCUUCCCCUUCCUUUGGUUAAUCAAAAAUUGAAGUCCUCCAUAUAAAUAUGGUAUUACACUGUUUUAUGUGAUCUCUGAAGUUUAUAUGAAAUGGUUUAAAAUGAAGAUGAGAAACAUAAUGUAAGUGUAAAUUAAGUGAGAUGUUGAUGUUUGAUGAAAA